Cloeon dipterum is the source of this 993-nucleotide messenger RNA. Its product is annotated as probable RNA-binding protein 18. Gene Ontology annotation, molecular function: RNA binding. The transcript is spliced from 5 exons. The record is from RefSeq and is a predicted model, not a curated record. NCBI's taxonomy places the organism in Eukaryota, Metazoa, Arthropoda, Insecta, Ephemeroptera, Baetidae. The coding region runs from base 207 to 839 and encodes 210 amino acids.
AUCUCGUAAAACGAAAAACAACAACACAAGACUGACAGAAGAAAACGAAACUAACAUAUGUACAUAAAGCUUUAGCUUUAAAUAGCCUUAUAGCCGAUUUUAUUAGGCCAAGACUAAGAAGGCCCAGUUUCGACUUAGGUGUUGUAUAAUUAAUAUCGCGCUUUCAUGGGCACUUUUGAGCGCAAGAGCGAAGUAAAAUCGCUGAAAUGAGCUACAAAGAGGAAUUAAACAACCAACCUCCUUUGCCAUUAGAGCCUCUACCCAGGGGCAGUGAAGAUGAACGCCGAUUGUGGAUUGGCAAUCUGGACCCCCGAGUUACAGAGUUUACUUUACUGAAACUGCUGCAAUCCUAUGGUGCCAUCGAGAAGUUUGACCUAUUAUUCCACCGCCAAGGCCCCUUGGCAGGCCAGCCGAGGGGCUAUGCAUUCAUCACAUACAAGUCAAUCUCUGAGGCCUCCCAUGCCAUGAAAGCAUUGCAUGGGAAACUUGUCGGGACCAGAACCAUCACUGUUCGACUCGCCACCAGUGUUCCAAAAGAAGAUUUAGAGAGACACAAACCAGAGAUUCUUAUUCCGGCUCUUUCUGGUACCAAGACCAAGUCAGACGAGAAAAAAUCAAGUCCCAUGACUAAAAUACAAGAGAUUGAGGCAAAACUGCAAAGAAUGCAGAAUUCUUCUCAAGCCUUCAACUUAACUGCCACAGCCUCAAAGCCAAAGAUAGCUCCAAAAGGACCGCUGGUGGUGCCAGGAAUGGUGCUAUACAAGCCACAGCCCCAGCUAAAAGAUAAGGCAGCUCCAUACAAUAAAAACGACCGACGCCAUCACCGGCAUCGUAGAUAACUUAAUUCGUGUUCUGAAACCGUAAUCUCAAGUCUAAUUUUUUGGACGUUUUUAAUACUACUUAAAUUUAAAAAUUACUACUAGGUUUAUAGUGUAUGCAACGAUUUAGAAAAAUGAUAUUUAAAUUAAAUAAUGCUGUGGUGAAAUAUGAGCA